Condylura cristata (star-nosed mole) is the source of this 1010-nucleotide messenger RNA. It is a transcript of the gene RPL10, whose product is annotated as ribosomal protein L10. Gene Ontology annotation, biological process: ribosomal large subunit assembly; translation. Gene Ontology annotation, molecular function: structural constituent of ribosome. Gene Ontology annotation, cellular component: cytosolic large ribosomal subunit; ribosome. The coding region runs from base 316 to 960 and encodes 214 amino acids. The transcript has 7 exons. The record is from RefSeq and is a predicted model, not a curated record. Lineage: Eukaryota; Metazoa; Chordata; Mammalia; Eulipotyphla; Talpidae.
UCUGGCACAGUUAAGGCGAAGCAGGCGAGAGCGCUCGCCCAAGAUGGCUUCCCGGGGCGGGCGCCUCGUACCGAGGUGGCGAGGCCUCAUUCGCUAGUCUGGCGCUGUCUUGUUCUGCGCAUGUGCUAUGCCACGCCCUGACGCAGGCGCAGACACCUAUUGCGUCUAUGAUCCGGACGCCAGAUAGAGCGUCCUCACGCCUGGCUGAAACUCUAUGGUUGUUAGGGCGUGAAGAUAGUCGGCGUAUAUAAGGCCAGCGCGGGCGUGAGAUCGCCUCUUUGCCUUCGGCGCGCCGCCCAAGAUCCUGGUGUCGCCAUGGGCCGCCGCCCCGCUCGGUGUUACCGGUAUUGUAAGAACAAGCCGUACCCCAAGUCUCGUUUCUGCCGAGGGGUCCCUGAUGCCAAAAUUCGCAUCUUUGAUCUGGGGCGGAAGAAGGCAAAAGUGGAUGAGUUCCCGCUCUGUGGCCACAUGGUAUCUGAUGAGUAUGAGCAGCUCUCCUCUGAAGCCCUGGAAGCUGCCCGUAUUUGUGCCAAUAAGUACAUGGUGAAAAGCUGUGGCAAAGAUGGCUUCCAUAUCCGGGUGCGGCUCCACCCCUUCCAUGUCAUCCGCAUCAACAAGAUGCUGUCCUGUGCUGGAGCUGACAGGCUCCAGACAGGUAUGCGGGGUGCCUUUGGAAAGCCUCAGGGCACCGUGGCCAGGGUCCACAUUGGCCAGGUCAUCAUGUCCAUCCGCACCAAGCUGCAGAACAAGGAGCACGUCAUCGAAGCUCUGCGUAGGGCCAAGUUCAAGUUCCCUGGCCGCCAGAAAAUACAUAUUUCCAAGAAGUGGGGCUUUACCAAGUUUAAUGCAGAUGAAUUUGAAGACAUGGUAGCCGAGAAGCGCCUCAUUCCAGAUGGCUGUGGUGUCAAGUACAUCCCAAACCGAGGCCCCCUGGACAAAUGGCGGGCCCUGCACUCCUGAGAGCAAGAGCUGCCCUUUGGUGAUGCAAAUAAAGAUUGCAUUCUUAACUA